This is a messenger RNA of Echinops telfairi (small Madagascar hedgehog), 6218 nucleotides long. It is a transcript of the gene KIF21A, whose product is annotated as kinesin family member 21A. Gene Ontology annotation, biological process: microtubule-based movement; mitotic spindle organization. NCBI's taxonomy places the organism in Eukaryota, Metazoa, Chordata, Mammalia, Afrosoricida, Tenrecidae. The transcript is spliced from 38 exons. Gene Ontology annotation, molecular function: ATP binding; microtubule motor activity; microtubule binding. The coding region runs from base 1 to 5031 and encodes 1676 amino acids. The record is from RefSeq and is a predicted model, not a curated record.
AUGAAAUUCGUGGGCUGGCAAAGAGGGUGGGAAUGGAGAAGUGGUCCAAGAAUAAGACCACAGCUUGCCAAAGAAAAGAUUGAAGGAUGCCAUAUUUGUACAUCUGUCACACCGGGAGAGCCUCAGGUCUUCCUAGGGAAGGAUAAGGCCUUUACUUUUGAUUAUGUGUUUGACCUUGAAUCCCAGCAAGAGCAGAUCUACUCUGAGUGUAUAGAAAAACUAAUUGAAGGUUGCUUUGAAGGCUAUAAUGCUACAGUUUUUGCUUAUGGACAAACUGGAGCUGGAAAAACAUACACAAUGGGAACAGGAUUUGAUGUUAACAUCACCGAGGAAGAACAGGGUAUUAUUUCCCGUGCUGUUAAACACCUUUUCAAAAGUAUUGAAGAAAAAAAACACACUGCAAUUAAAAACGGACUUCCUCCGCCAGAUUUUAAAGUGAAUGCCCAAUUCUUAGAGCUGUAUAAUGAAGAAGUUCUUGAUCUGUUUGAUACUACUCGUGAUAUUGAUGCAAAAAAUAAAAAGUCAAACAUAAAAAUUCAUGAAGAUUCAACUGGAGGAAUUUAUACUGUUGGCGUCACAAGCCGUAAUGUGAAUACAGAAUCAGAGAUGAUGCAGUGUUUGAAGUUGGGUGCUUUAUCCCGGACCACGGCCAGUACCCAGAUGAAUGUUCAGAGCUCUCGUUCACAUGCCAUUUUUACCAUUCACGUGUGUCAAACUAGAAUGUGUCCCCAGACAGAUGCUGAAAAUGCGACUGAUAAUAAGAUGAUUUCUGAAUCCUUGCAGAUGAAUGAAUUUGAGACCCUGACCGCAAAGUUCCAUUUUGUGGACUUGGCAGGAUCAGAAAGAUUGAAACGGACAGGAGCCACAGGCGAGCGAGCCAAAGAAGGCAUUUCCAUCAACUGCGGACUGUUGGCACUUGGCAAUGUAAUAAGUGCAUUGGGAGACAAGAGCAAAAGGGCCACCCAUGUUCCCUAUAGAGAUUCCAAGCUAACAAGACUAUUACAGGAUUCCCUCGGGGGUAAUAGCCAAACAAUCAUGAUAGCAUGUGUCAGCCCUUCAGACAGAGAUUUUAUGGAAACUUUAAACACCCUGAAAUAUGCCAACCGAGCUAGAAAUAUCAAGAACAAGGUGAUGGUCAAUCAAGACAGAGCGAGUCAGCAAAUCAACGCACUCAGGAGUGAGAUCACACGCCUUCAGAUGGAAGUCAUGGAGUACAGAACAGGUAAAAGAAUAAUUGACGAGGAGGGUGUGGAAAGCAUCAAUGACAUGUUUCAUGAAAAUGCUAUGCUGCAAACUGAAAAUAAUAAUCUGCGUGUCAGAAUCAAAGCCAUGCAAGAGACGGUUGAUGCUUUGAGGACCAGAAUCACACAGCUUGUCAGUGAUCAGGCCAAUCAAGUGCUUGCCAGAGCAGGUGAAGGGAAUGAGGAGAUCAGUAAUAUGAUUCACAGUUAUAUAAAAGAAAUUGAAGAUCUCAGGGCAAAAUUACUGGAAAGCGAAGCAGUGAAUGAAAACCUUCGAAAAAGCCUGACAAGAGCUACAGCAAGAUCGCCGUAUUUCAGUGGGUCGUCAGCUUUCUCCCCGGCUAUGCUGUCCUCAGACAGGGAGACGAUUGAGGUUAUAGAUCUAGCUAAAAAAGACUUAGAGAAGCUAAAAAGGAAAGAAAAGAAGAAGAAGAAAAGGCUACAGAAACUUGAGGAAAGCAAUCGAGAAGAAAGAAGUGGGACCGGGAAAGAGGAUCAUACUGACACUGAUCAAGAGAAGAAAGAAGAAAAAGGCAUUUCAGAAAGAGGAGACAAUGAACUAGAAGUGGAAGAAAGUCAAGAAGUAAGCGAUCAUGAGGAGGAGGAUGAGGAGGAGGAGGAGGAGGAAGAUGAUAUUGAAGGGGGUGAAAGCUCUGAUGAAUCAGAUUCUGAAUCAGAUGAAAAAGCCAAUUAUCAAGCGGACUUAGCAAACAUUACUUGUGAAAUUGCAAUCAAGCAAAAGCUGAUCGAUGAACUAGAAAACAGCCAGAAGAGACUGCAGACGCUGAAAAAGCAGUAUGAAGAGAAGCUAAUGAUGCUGCAACAUAAAAUUAGGGACACUCAGCUUGAAAGAGACCAGGUGCUUCAAAACUUAGGCUCCGUGGAAUCUUACUCAGAAGAAAAAGCAAAAAAAGUUAAGUCUGAAUAUGAAAAGAAGCUUCAAGCCAUGAAUAAAGAACUGCAGAGACUUCAGACUGCCCAAAAAGAGCACGCAAGGUUGCUGAAAAACCAGUCCCAAUAUGAGAAGCAAUUGAAAAAAUUACAGCAGGAUGUGAUGGAAAUGAAAAAGACAAAGGUUCGCCUCAUGAAACAGAUGAAGGAAGAACAAGAGAAGGCGAGAUUGACAGAGUCUAGAAGAAACAGAGAGAUUGCUCAGUUGAAAAAGGAUCAACGUAAGAGAGAUCAUCAACUUAGACUUCUGGAAGCCCAAAAAAGAAACCAAGAAGUGGUUCUUCGUCGCAAAACGGAAGAGGUUACCGCUCUUCGUCGGCAAGUCAGGCCCAUGUCCGAUAAAGUGGCUGGGAAAGUCACGCGGAAGCUGAGCUCCUCCGAUUCUCCUGUUCAAGACACAGGUUCCAGUGCAGCUGCCACAGAAACAGAUGCAGCCAGGGCAGCAGCCCAACAGAAAAUGAAAAUCCCUGUGGCAAGAGUCCAAGCCUUGCCACCAGCCACAACCAACGGAACCAGAAAAAAGUAUCAGAGGAAAGCGUUGACUGGCCGAGUGUUUACUUCCAAGACGGCUCGCAUGAAGUGGCAGCUUCUUGAACGUAGGGUCACAGACAUCAUCAUGCAAAAAAUGACUAUUUCCAAUAUGGAGGCGGAUAUGAAUAGACUUCUAAAGCAACGGGAAGAACUCACAAAAAGGCGAGAGAAGCUUUCAAGAAGAAGGGAAAAGAUCGUGAAGGAGAACGGAGAGGGAGACAAGAACGUGGCUAACAUCAAUGAGGAGAUGGAGUCACUAACUGCUAACAUAGAUUACAUUAAUGACAGUAUUUCUGAUUGUCAAGCCAACAUCAUGCAGAUGGAAGAAGCAAAGGAAGAAGGCGAGACGCUGGAUGUCACUGCCGUCAUCAACGCCUGCACACUCACAGAAGCCCGCUACCUGCUCGAUCACUUCCUGUCCAUGGGUAUCAAUAAGGGUCUUCAGGCUGCCCAGAAAGAGGCUCAAAUUAAAGUCCUUGAAGGUCGUCUUAAACAAACUGAAAUAACCAGUGCUACACAAAACCAGCUUUUAUUUCAUAUGCUGAAAGAGAAAGCAGAAUUAAAUCCUGAGCUAGAUGCUUUACUAGGCCAUGCUUUACAAGAUCUAGAUAGCGUACCUUUAGAAAAUCUAGAGGACAGUACUGAUGAGGAUGCACCUCUAAACAGCCCCGGAUCAGAAGGAAGCAUGCUGUCUUCCGACCUGAUGAAGCUUUGUGGUGAAGUGAAACCUAAGAACAAGGCCCGGAGAAGAACCACCACUCAAAUGGAAUUGCUGUAUGCAGAUAGCAGUGAACUAGCUUCAGACACUAGUACAGGAGAUGCCUCCUUGCCUGUCCCUCUUACACCUGUUGCAGAAGGGCGAGAGACUGCAGCGAAUACAGAGACAAGUGGUACUUCUGCUAGGGAAAAAGAGCUCCUGCCCCCAUCUGGCUUACCUUCUAAGAUAGGCAGCAUUUCCAGACAGCCAUCUCUGUCAGAAAAAAGAAUACCAGAGUCUUCCCCUGUAUCAAGGAGAAAGGCAUAUGAGAAAGCAGAAAAAUCAAAGACCAAGGAACAAAAACACUCAGAUUCCGGAACCUCAGAGGCUAGUCUUUCACCUCCUUCUUCCCCAUCAAGCCGGCCCCGUAAUGAAUUGAAUGUUUUUAACCGCCUUACAGUUUCUCAGGGAAACACAUCAGUUCAGCAGGAUAAGUCUGAUGAAAGUGACUCCUCUCUGUCGGAGGUACACAGAUCCUCCAGAAGAGGCAUAAUCAACCCAUUUCCUGCUUCCAAAGGGAUCAGAGCUUCUCCACUUCAGUGCAGUCACAUAGCUGAAGGACACACGAAGGCCGUGCUCUGUGUGGAUUCUACCGAUGACCUUCUCUUCACCGGAUCAAAAGAUCGAACUUGUAAAGUAUGGAAUCUAGUGACUGGGCAGGAGAUAAUGUCACUGGGAGGUCAUCCAAACAAUGUCGUCUCUGUAAAAUACUGUAAUUAUACAAGUUUGGUCUUCACAGUCUCAACAUCUUACAUUAAGGUGUGGGAUAUCAGAGAUUCCGCAAAAUGCAUUCGAACACUGACGUCUUCAGGGCAAGUUACUCUUGGGGAUGCUUGUUCUGCAAGUACCAAUCGGACUGUAGCUAUCCCUUCUGGAGAGAACCAGGUCAAUCAAAUUGCACUAAACCCUACUGGCACCUUCCUCUACGCAGCCUCUGGAAAUGCUGUCAGAAUGUGGGAUCUUAAAAGGUUUCAGUCUACAGGAAAGUUAACAGGACAUCUAGGCCCUGUCAUGUGUCUUACUGUAGAUCAGAUUUCCAGUGGUCAAGAUCUAAUCAUUACUGGUUCCAAGGAUCAUUACAUCAAAAUGUUUGAUGUAACUGAAGGGGCUCUUGGAACUGUGAGUCCUACCCACAAUUUCGAACCCCCUCAUUAUGAUGGCAUCGAAGCACUAACUAUUCAAGGGGAUAAUCUCUUUAGUGGAUCCAGAGAUAAUGGAAUCAAGAAAUGGGACUUAACUCAAAAGGACCUUCUUCAGCAAGUUCCCAAUGCGCACAAGGACUGGAUCUGCGCCCUGGGGGUGGUGCCAGGCCACCCGGCCCUGCUCAGUGGCUGCAGGGGAGGCAUUUUGAAGCUCUGGAACGUGGAGACUUUCGUGCCGGCUGGAGAGAUGAAGGGUCACGACAGCCCUAUCAAUGCCAUCUGUGUUAAUUCCACCCACAUUUUCACUGCAGCUGAUGAUCGGACUGUGAGAAUCUGGAGAGCUCGGACUGUGCAGGAUGGCCAGAUCUCUGACACCGGAGAUCCGGGGGAAGACGUCGCCAGUAAUUAGACAGCAAUGAAGGUGGUCAUGAAGUGAGACUGUGACAGUAUUCUGUAUACCCAUUGUGAAAAAUAUUGUCCUGUAUUUAUUAGGCAAAAACUUAAGAACGGGAUUAACUGGAAACUAUAUCUGCAUCCAACUGCUGAGUAUAAAUGGUAUUCUAAUGAAAUUGUACCUAUGCUGUGUGCUUAAUUUUAAUAUCUACUGAUGCAUAUAUAACCUACACGUGAUACCCUGCUUGAGUCAUAUGUUUGUUGAUGCUAGAAUCUUGAGCCUAGCUAUAAAAGCAAAAAAAAACCCCAAAAACCACACUUUCCAAUGAUUUAAAUGACACAAUGUCUACUCUUGUGACAGAAAAUACAUCUGGAAGACAAUGUGUAACCCACUGUUUACUCAUUUGUGUCACCUGCUCAGAUGAUAGAUGGAUUUAUAUUUAUAUUGGGCAAGUAAAUCAAAUUGUACUCUACUUGUCUACCAUUUAAAUCUAUCUACAAAAGGUUCCCCAAACUCUUUUACUGUAACGGGGGCGGGGAGGAAAGUGAGAAUAUUACUGGUGGUUUUUUUCCCAUAUAAUGGAAUUGAACCUAACCUACUAAGGAAAAAAAUGUUUAUCUUACUGUUGGCAUUGACUUGUAUUGACCAAAGUUUUGUGCUCUAUUCUGUGCUCAGGACUAAACUGCUGUUAAAUUGUUGUUUUAUUAGUGCUGUGCAUCAUUCUGUGAUAGCAAACAAUUUUGAUGUCCUAACAGAAAUAUAUUUUGAUCUAUUUUCCUAAGGAGUUGUUUCUAUUAUUACCUUUUAAUUUCAUUUUUAUUUAAUGGUAGCAUUUGCUUCCCUUUCUAAGUUUUUUUGAUAUGCUGCUAAAUAUAUUUUAAAUAUACUGUGUUGUAAACCUUGGUAGCUAUGAUGAGCAUUGUAUCAUCUGACGUUGGAGAAGCUAUGUAAAUAGGGAGAUUGUAAAGAGAAAACCGUACAUUGUGCCUGUAUGAAUUUUUAAAUGCUGUAGGUUGGAGUUUUGCAAAAGAUGUAUAAUUUAUCCAUCCGCUGAGCAUAUUAAUUUGUAAAUCCUGAAAAUUUAAUUUUUAUGUGGAUGGGUUAACAUGGAAAAUAUUGUCUGAUGUAUUUCCCCCCUUGACAGUACUCGCUUGUAAAUGAAAACUUAGGUAGAGCCUCAAUAAACAUGUUGCCAGAAAAUA